AUGUCGUUCUUAGCCCUCAGCAGGUUGUAUUUCUCGGACAUAUCGUCCACGAAAGUCGCAAUUUCUACCUUGCUGGCAUUAGUUACGUGUUCACUGGUUGCGUUCUGGCGUAGUCGUACCAGUGUUCAAUCGAAGUUCCCUCUGGUCGGCAAAGACUCGGCGACUAGCAAUGAGAGUAGCGCGGCCGUAGACUUCGCCAAAGACGCAUUGAAGGUGCUAAGAUAUGGAAUGAAUACGUGCGCCGGCCCAUUUAGGGUACAAACUGCAACUGGGCCAAAGAUUGUGCUUCCUGCUCGAUACUUGGAGGAGAUCAAAAGCGAUGAGAGGUUCAGCUUCGCCCAUGAAAUGGCAAAACAAUCUCUAUCCCAUCUGAGCGGCUUCGAGGCCUUUUCUACGCCGCUCCGCGACAACAUCUUUCAGGAUACCAUUCGAGUGAAGAUCACUCAGUCUUUAGGGCAGAUUACCGAAGCGCUCUCCGAGGAAACAACGAUUGCGCUAGAGAGGCUUCUUGGAAAUCCAGGGGAAUGGACUGCCUCGACAAUAAGCAGAACAGUUCUCGACCUCACCACGAUCCUCUCGACUCGUGUGUUCCUGGGCGAGAAGUUCUCGAGAGAUCAGAAAUGGCUUGAACUAUCUCAAGGCUAUACCAUGUGUGCCUUUAUGGCUGGACAAGCUCUCUGGAAAUGGCCCAAGUUCUUACAGCCUCUUGCUAAUCGAGUUCUACCAAUCUGCAUAGGCCAGCGAGCCAUGUYGAAGUCAAUACGCCAAAUUCUGCGACCCGAGAUAGAGAGACGAAAAACUGCAACGCAGGAAAUGCCAGGAGCCGUGGGUCAGGACACGAUUGAUUGGAUGCAGCAGCUUGCUCAUGGAAGGCCGUUUGAUCUGGUCUCAGGUCAGUUGCAGCUAGGCUUUGUGGCGAUACACACUACCUCGACACUCCUAACAGAAGUCCUCCUUGAUAUUUGCGCCUACCCCGAAUAUGUUCCAGUUCUGCGGGAGGAGAUGGUAAAAGUCCUCCAAGAAGACGGCUGGAAAAAGACUUCAAUGUACAGACUCAAAAAACUGGACAGCUUCAUCAAAGAAGUGCUGAGAUUGCGACCUCAAAGCAUGAUCACUGCACGCCGCAUGCUUACCGAGGACGUUACGCUUUCUGACGGUGCUAUCAUUCCAAAAGGCASUAGCACGAUGGUGCCCAUCAUCGACGUGAUGCUCGACCCUCAAGUCUACCCUGAGCCCGAGAAGUUCGACGGCCUUCGUUUCUUUCGCAUGCGUUCUGUGAACGAAGGCAAGGCACAACUGAUCACUGCCAAUGCCGAAUACCUGGGGUUCGGCUAUGGAAAACAUGCGUGUCCCGGCCGGUUUCUGGCCGCCAACGAGAUCAAGAUUGCAAUGUGCCAUUUGCUGCUAAAGUAUGAUUUCAAGUUUCUGGAUGGGCAGACUAGACCACAGGCGAUGGCUUGGGAGGUGAAUUACAUGACUAAUCCAGAUUUGGGAAUCGUGGUUCGAAGAAGGCGGGAAGAGAUUGAUCUUUCUUCUCCCGAAUCUUCAUCGACAUGA
This is a messenger RNA of Ramularia collo-cygni, 1557 nucleotides long. RefSeq names its product related to gibberellin cluster-GA14-synthase. Gene Ontology annotation, molecular function: monooxygenase activity; oxidoreductase activity, acting on paired donors, with incorporation or reduction of molecular oxygen; heme binding. Lineage: Eukaryota; Fungi; Ascomycota; Dothideomycetes; Mycosphaerellales; Mycosphaerellaceae. The record is from RefSeq and is a predicted model, not a curated record. The transcript is spliced from 6 exons. The coding region runs from base 1 to 1557 and encodes 518 amino acids.